CUUUUCAAUUUGUGGUUUUGUUGACGAUGUGAUUCAUGAUCACGUCCUAGGCCUACAGAAUUUCAUUCUUCAUUGAACUAUUAUAGUUUAGUUCGAAGUAAGCUUUGCAUAUGUUUCACAGUAAGCAUCUGUCAAAACGAUGUCAGUGUUUACAGGUGUUAGCCCAAACCCAAUGAACCAAGGGCCAGCACAACGUCCUGAGUUAUAUGAGGAGGUGAAGUUGUACAGGAAUGCAAGGGAGCGAGAGAGGCAUGACAACUCUGCAGAACUUUUUGCUGUUAUUAACACAAUGCAGUAUUUAGAGAAAGCCUAUAUCAAGGAUGCUGUCUCACCGAAAGAGUAUACUGCUGCUUGCUCUAAACUACUAGUGCAAUACAAGGCUGCCUUCAAGCAGGUUCAGUCAGAUGAAUUUAAGACUAUCGAUGAGUUCAUGAAAAAGUAUAAGAUGGACUGCCCGGCAGCUCUUGAAAGGAUUAGAGAGGAUCGACCAAUUACAAUAAGAGAUGAUAAAGAGAAUACUAGUGAAUGCAUUGCUCAUAUUGUGUCGCUAUUCAUCACUGUGAUGGACAAGUUGAGGUUGGAUAUGAAAGCGGUUGAUGAGAUUGAGCCUGAGUUACGAGAGCUGAAUGAUACCAUGAACCGAAUGAGCUCCCUACCAGCUGAUUAUGACGGAAAGGAGAAAGUCGCUAAAUGGCUGAAAACCAUGGGCAGUAUGAGGGCAUCGGAUGAGUUAGAUAGCGAACAGAUUCGCCAAAUUCUCUAUGAUCUUGAGUCGGCAUACAACAUGUUCAUCCGUGGGCUUCAGUCCAAGUAGGCUGUCAUGUGGAAGAUGUAGCUGAUCAGGAUUUUUUUUUUAUAAGAAAUGGUCGGCACAGUUUAAAUGGAGCUGUGGCUUAGUGGCCCCCUCACAUUUCAAAAGUUGUUAGUUCGGUCCUGUAAAGCAGCAGCAAUUUUUCUCAAAGCUUGACUCCAGACGAGUCAUGUGAUCGCUGAUUGGAUUUAUCUUUUAAUUUUUUUUUUCGUUUGGGGAAUUUUUACUUCCAGUGCCUAGUGCAAUCACCCUUGCAUAUAUUUUUUUUUCAUCUUUAACAUUUAUAUUAAUUCCAGCAUUAUUGGAAGAUAAAUCUUAUGUAUAUUAUAAUAUAAUGUAUAAUAAAAUCAAUCUGCAUACAACUGUGUUUCGUCCUUUACGGACCCAUCAGUGCAGCUCAGAUUUUUGAGAUUGAAUAUUAGCUAUGAAACAAGCAAGCCUGUAACAAGGUAGUUUCAAAGCAUUCAUUGUACGGUCCUAAGAGUGCUCAAACUACAUAAAGUUAUUAUCUAAAAAAUAUUUAUGUAAUCACUGGUAAUUUAAAAUCAUUUUUCAUAUCAUGUAUAUAAGAAUAGAUUCAUUUUGUAUUGAAUUGAAAUAGCAUGUAAGGUCAUCAACACAAUAUAUUAAACUGUUCUUAAAUAGGUGUUCAUAGAUAAGUGCUAUGAUAUGUGACGUAUUAGAAAAGAGUAUGGAAUUCUAUGCUAUUUGGUAUUUGUAAGACGCGAGACGGCAUGCAUUAACAAGUCUCUAGUCCUAUAAGCAAAUUCAAUGGAAUGUUGAAAUAAGAUACGAGUUUAUGAACGAACUUAUGAUCAAACGGAUAUUGAGUUAGAUUUCAUAAAGGGUGUAGUUGCAUAGAACAUGAAAAAUAGUGCAGAGUCUAUAAUUAUAGUCCUACAAUGUAAGCUUCUGUGUUAUUAAAGAAUAGAUUUAAGUACAGUA
This is a messenger RNA of Anneissia japonica, 1756 nucleotides long. RefSeq names its product vacuolar protein sorting-associated protein 28 homolog. Gene Ontology annotation, molecular function: protein-containing complex binding. The transcript is spliced from 7 exons. The coding region runs from base 140 to 814 and encodes 224 amino acids. Gene Ontology annotation, cellular component: ESCRT I complex. The record is from RefSeq and is a predicted model, not a curated record. NCBI's taxonomy places the organism in Eukaryota, Metazoa, Echinodermata, Crinoidea, Comatulida, Comatulidae. Gene Ontology annotation, biological process: protein transport to vacuole involved in ubiquitin-dependent protein catabolic process via the multivesicular body sorting pathway.